This is a messenger RNA of Argentina anserina (silverweed cinquefoil), 974 nucleotides long. RefSeq lists its product as uncharacterized. The transcript has 4 exons. The coding region runs from base 138 to 764 and encodes 208 amino acids. The record is from RefSeq and is a predicted model, not a curated record. NCBI's taxonomy places the organism in Eukaryota, Viridiplantae, Streptophyta, Magnoliopsida, Rosales, Rosaceae.
GAUUGCAUGAUCACUAUAAGAAGUGUGGAACAUAUGAACAAGCACGAGUCAGGUUGCCUCACCCAGACCUUUGGAAUAGUAGACCUCUACAUCAUUGGCAUUGGUUAUGCGAUAAUGUUUAUCGCAAUGAAGACUAUAUGGAGAUCUGUGCUACUAAUGCUCAAAACCGGGAUAAGCAAGAAAGUACUCAUAGGGGCGGUGCAAUGCCAUUUAUUCAGCAUGCUUUGCAAGCAGCAAAGGAAAGUGGUAAGCCUGUAUCAUUAAUAGACAACUAUGAAAAUAUGUAUCAGGAUGCAGAGCAUACCUGGGUGAGUGAGGCUAAACGAGCGAGACAUGAAAAAAUGAAGCAGAAGAGAGAAGCUAUCAAGGCAAAGCUCAUAGAAGAGGCAGCAGAAGGUACUUCUAUUGAAUCAAUAGAAGUGUCUUUGAAUGAAGAGAUUGCUAUUAUGGCCAAAGAGUGUGGGAGAAAAGGUGGAAAGGUUCAUGGCGUAGGUGCUUUCCCUCGGUUGGAUAUCCCGUCUUCUUCCUCAACGCCAAUCAAUUCUGAGUGGAAUGAGAUGAAAGGUAACAUACAAACUCUGUCGUCAACUGUAACUACAUUGAAAUCAGAGAAUGCACAACUGAAAUCCAUGUUGCGAGCAAUAUUUACCAAAUUGAGUGGGAGUAACAACAUCAAUGUUGAUGCUGAUACAAUAGCAGCAGAUGGUAUUGAAGGUAGAGAUGAUUUCCCUGAUGGCUUUGAUGACUUUCCCAUGAGACUCUAGUAUGCCUUGGAGCUCAGUAGUAUAUUUGGAAAGUUUCUUUUUGAGAUGAAGUUAAGGAACUGUCCUUAAUAUCUAGGAAGAAUUACAUCUCAGACAUGUGGUUAAGGAACUAUAUAUUUAGUCCUUGAUGCCCUGUGUUCUAUUUUGAAUCCUUUUGGAAUUGCAAACAGUUGUAUAUAUAUGUAAGCUUAACUCUAAUAUUAGUUGGCA